Molecule: messenger RNA, 990 nt
Organism: Pollicipes pollicipes
Lineage: Eukaryota; Metazoa; Arthropoda; Thecostraca; Pollicipedomorpha; Pollicipedidae
Product: lectin BRA-3
Exons: 2
Coding region: 91-570 (159 amino acids)
Source: RefSeq, a predicted model, not a curated record
GCACGACAGGCGCUGCGGGGGCCUCAGGACGCCGCCGGACAGCGGACCGAGAGCCUGCUCAGCAUCCGACAAAGCUCCACUCUGCCAAUCAUGCAAGCCUUCGGACUGAUGUUGGCGCCGGUGCUGAUCUGCCUGCUGUCUCUCGGAGGCGCCGAGGGCAGCUGCCCGACCGAGCUCGGCCUGGACUGGAAGGAGAACGACGGCUUCUGCUACUGGUACUCGCCGUUCAAAACGUCGUGGACGCAGGCGUCGCCCGCCUGCGGCGUCAUCCACCCGAACGCCUCACUGGCGUCCGUGCACAACCUGCUGGAGAACGCCUGGAUCAUGGAGACCUUCCAGCAAAUGGACAUGUGGCUGGGCCUGAACGACGUGGCUGAGGAGGGCCAGUUCGUCUGGACCGACGGCUCGCCGGUCGACUUCACUUACUGGGCGGCCGAACAGCCUGACAACUACCACGACCAGGACUGCGCGCACAUGCCGGACGAGGUGGAGCCGGCCACUGGCCAAUGGGACGACGAGUUGUGCUCGGAAGAGCGCAACUUCCUCUGCAAGGUGGCCGCCACGCCCUGAGCGGGGCGCUAGCAUGCCUCCGGGCACAUGUAGGCUGCGGCCGCUUCCGCGCCAGGAUCAUCACAUUCUGAGACAUUAUUAUGGAGAAGAUGCACAGCGAUAGUUAACAUCCACUGAUUCGUUAGGCUGGUUUGUUCCUAAUUCAUUGAACAUGUUAGUCACACAAUAAAUAUGCUGAUGUUGAAACCGCUGCGAGCGAUACACUGACAUCUCGUGAAACGUCUUAAUAAGACUGUGCCAACGAUAUAACGAAAACUGAAGAAAUUAUAAUGGGAACAGCCCUUGUAUUUAACUGAAGUCAACCAAAAUAAUGAUGUACAGCUAACCUUUUGUAUACGUUUGUUUGAAAAGCCUGCACUUAGAAUGAGACAUUUGGUACAAUGAGAUGAAUAAAAACAUUCUUAUGUACUCGGUGAGAUA